AGAAAACAAAAAAGAGAGAGAGGAAAAAAAAAGACGAAAUCGAAAAAGAAAAGAACCGUUUCUUCUACUACUUCAUCUUCUUGGUCUCGUCUUCUUCCCCGUGAAUAAGGUCAUCAAAAGCAACAAAAAAAAUUAUAAUACAAAUUCCACCGCUAAUCCGACUAACAACAAAGGUGUGGGUGGCUUCACUGUUUCAAGAAUUGAAAGAUCUAAUAUUUGUUAUUAUCCCUUCCUUGCCGACGGUUUAUGCUUUAUUCCCGUUCGCUUUCUCCUCUCCGGUGACCUAAAAUCUCUUUCAAAAGGAUUUUAUUUAUCACUAUUAUGAAGAGCAGGAGCAGCAAGGUCAAUAUCAACAACGGAGAUAAUCAUCAGACGAGAAACGGUACAAAUGGCUUUUUGCCUAAUUCCCUAAAAUUCAUAUCAACCUGUAUCAGAACCGCUUCCUCCGGCGUGCGCUCAGCUAGCGCUUCCGUCGCUGCUUCUCUCUCCCCCGAAUCCCACGAGCUCAAGGAUCAGGUGCUGUGGUCUUCCUUCGAUAGGUUACAUACAAGUGAAUCUUCUUUCAAGAACCUUCUUUUACUAGGUUAUGCCAACGGGUUUCAAGUCCUUGAUAUCGACGAUGCAAGUGAUGUCAGCGAACUUGUGUCGAGGCGGGAUGAUCCAGUUACGUUUCUACAGAUGCAGCCUUUACCUGCUAAAUGUGAAGGAAUCGAAGGAUUUAGUGCUUCGCAUCCCAUGCUUAUAGCAGUUGCUGAUGAAGCCAAGGGCUCAGUUCCUCCUAUUAGAAAUGGUUAUGAUGAUCCUCUUGCCCUAUCUCCCACGGCUGUACGAUUCUAUUCACUUAGAUCUCACAACUAUGUUCAUGUUUUGAGAUUCCGAUCUACUGUCUAUAUGGUCAGAUGCAGUCCCCGGAUUGUAGCUGUUGGCCUCGGUUCACAGAUAUACUGUUUUGAUGCGCUAACUCUUGAAAACAAGUUUAGUGUCCUCUCAUAUCCUGUUCCUCAGCUUGGAAACCAAGGGGUCAAUGUCGGAUAUGGACCAAUGGCUGUCGGAUCUAGAUGGUUAGCUUAUGCUUCCAAUAAUCCCUUGUCCUCUAGUAUAGGUCGCCUUAGCCCUCAGAAUGUUACUCCCCCUGGAGUCAGUCCAUCUACCUCCCCUAGCGGUGGUAAUCUAGUGGCGAGAUACGCCAUGGAAUCUAGUAAGCAUUUGGCGGCGGGUUUACUUAAUUUAGGUGACAAAGGUUACAAGACUAUAUCUAAAUACUGUCAAGAUCUAAAACAUGACGUUCCUGGUUCCUCUCUUUCGUCCAGUCCUGGCCAGAAAGUUGGUCGGGGCGCAACUUCUGCUGCAGAUUCAGAUGUUGCUGGAACGGUUAUUGUCAAGGAUUUUGAAUCCCGGGCUAUUAUAGCACAAUUCAGGGCUCACACCAGUCCAAUAUCGGCGCUCUGCUUCGACCAAAGUGGCACUCUAUUAGUGACGGCCUCGAUCCACGGUAACAAUAUUAACGUUUUCCGGAUUAUGCCAUCGCCUUCAAAGAAUGGACCAGGUCCCCAAAGCUAUGAUUGGAGCUCUUCCCAUGUGCCUCUUUACAAACUGCAUCGUGGCAUGACAUCAGCUGUAAUACAAGAUAUUUGCUUUAGUAGCUACAGCCAGUGGAUUGCAAUCGUGUCAUCUAAGGGUACUUGCCAUAUUUAUGUUCUGUCCCCGUUUGGAGGAGAAAAUGUUAUUGAGAUACGGAGUUCUCAUGUCGAUGGACCAACGCUUGCUCCGACAUUGUCCCUGCCGUGGUGGUCGAGCCCAUCGCUUAGCACCACCCAUUUUACGUUUCCACCACCAGCAUCGGUAACUCUUUCUGUGGUUAGCCGAAUCAAAUGCAACAAUUUCUUCCAUGCUGCCAGUUCCGUUGUAGGAAAACCGUCCUUCCCUUCUGGCUGUCUUGCUGCUGUUUUCCAUAAGGCAGUCCCGCAGGUGUCAGCUCCUGCGUUAGACUAUCUACUUGUUUACACUCCAUCGGGUCAUGUAGUUCAAUACAAACUCAUUCCAUCUCUUGGAGGAGGAGACCAGGCUGAGAGCAGUUCGCGAAUAGGAGCAGCUGAAGAGGAAUUAAGAGUGAAAGUCGAACCCGUUCAGUGUUGGGAUGUCUGCCGGAGAACAGAUUGGCCAGAGAGAGAAGAGAAUAUAUGCGGAAGAGUUGCAGAGGACAGCGUUGAUGCUUCUGAUCUAGCGAAGCCUCUCGAGAAACACCACGUUUAUGUUGCCAAUGCAGAGGUUCUAAUAAACUCGGGAAGAAAACCAAUCUGGCAGAACUCAGAGAUAUCUUUCUAUCCCAUGUUUCGACCGGACUCCGCUGGAUUGAACCACGGGGAGAUGGAAAUCGAGAAAGUAUCUGCAAAUGAGGUUGAUAUCAGGCGCAAGGAUCUGCUGCCUGUGUUCGAUAAUUUUCACAGUGUGUAUUCCAGUAUGCGUAACAGAGGAUUUCCUGUUGAAAGAGAUUCAGAUUCUUCUUCUUCUUAUUCUGAUCCUGGGCUAGUUAAAGGUAGAGGAAGUAGUUCCUCCCAUUUUGCACUAACUCCGAACCAAGACCCUCAUAGCGGAAUUGUAACAUUCAAACAACCAGUGGUUUCCAUUUCUUCUGCUGUGAAAGACACUGAUUAUACUGUAGACGACGCUCAUAUGUUGCUAAAGAACGCCUCCCUGCCCGCUGAAACAACAAUUGUAAACAACAGCGGGACAAGCGGAGCUUCAAAUGUAAGUUCUAACCCUUCUGAUCUCAGCAUGAAUGCUACGGACGAAAGUGAGGAGGGACCUGUUGAUGAUGGCUACCCAAACUUUGAGCAGUUUUUUAAGGAAACUGCUAAAGAAGCAGAGAACAAGAAUGCUCCAUCUGAUCAAAGAAAACUAGAUGAUGAUGAUGAUGAUGACGACGAUGACGACAUGCUUGGUGGUGUUUUUGCUUUCUCCGAAGAAGGUUGAGUUUUUAGUUCAACUAUGGCCAAUCUUUAAUGGAGAACGGAAGUUCGCUUACGAAUCCCUUUCGCUGCAAAUUACUCACAGAUGGAUCUUAAUACCCUAAAGAAAACGUUCAAAAUCAAUUCCCUUUUAUCAUUUGCUUCUGUAAUUGCUUGUAAAUGGAUUAUUCGUUAUCCACGGUCUCUCUAUUUGUAUGGACUGUUUUCUUGGUUUCUUUGUAAUUCACGUGUACCUUUAUACAUUCAUUGGAAAAAAGAGAGAAAAAAAAGAAGAAACAAAACAGGCAUGAAAAAGAAUAA
Brassica oleracea var. oleracea is the source of this 3269-nucleotide messenger RNA. Its product is annotated as autophagy-related protein 18h. NCBI's taxonomy places the organism in Eukaryota, Viridiplantae, Streptophyta, Magnoliopsida, Brassicales, Brassicaceae. Gene Ontology annotation, cellular component: cytoplasm. Gene Ontology annotation, biological process: response to starvation; autophagy. Gene Ontology annotation, molecular function: protein binding. The transcript is spliced from 9 exons. The record is from RefSeq and is a predicted model, not a curated record. Bases 322 to 2973 code for a protein of 883 amino acids.